CUAAUCAUUAUCGUGUGGAAAAUGGAUGGAUGAAUAACAAUGGAUUCCCAUAUCAAAGUCAUGGAACUGGUUAUAUGCGAGGCCUUGCUCUCAAUAAUCCGACCAUCCCACCACAAUGGGAGAAGAAGCAAGAGACUGGGGUUGGAACUAGCGUGAUGGGUCAUGAUCAGUCACUACCAUAUCGACAGGAGGCAGGGAAAGGGAUGCAACUGAAGCUAAGUUCUUACAUAAUGUUCAAUGAUCUUCUCAAGAGUUCCAAAGCUUCCCAAGAGAGCAAAGCGAAGGGGAAGGCCUGGGCGGAUGUUUUGGGGUGCAAGAGUAGUAAUGGUGAUUAUAGAUAUGGAGAUUCGUCCAAGGCUGCAGAGAAGAAGGCUGAUGGGAAUGAUAAAGAUGAGAAUGGUAUCUCUCUUGAGCUGACUCUUGGAUAACAUGAUGACAUGCAUAACCACCAUACUCACAAUUUAGAAAGCUUGACAAUAAUCAUCAAUGGGCAGCACAUAUUAUUGAGCUGAGUUUUGAGCUCUGUCCAGCUGAUCAUC
Messenger RNA from Vitis riparia (riverbank grape), 539 nucleotides. RefSeq lists its product as uncharacterized. The transcript is spliced from 3 exons. Bases 30 to 428 code for a protein of 132 amino acids. The record is from RefSeq and is a predicted model, not a curated record. Lineage: Eukaryota; Viridiplantae; Streptophyta; Magnoliopsida; Vitales; Vitaceae.